This is a messenger RNA of Salvia miltiorrhiza (redroot sage), 3199 nucleotides long. RefSeq names its product late blight resistance protein R1-A-like. The record is from RefSeq and is a predicted model, not a curated record. Gene Ontology annotation, biological process: defense response to other organism. Gene Ontology annotation, molecular function: ADP binding. The transcript is spliced from 2 exons. The coding region runs from base 66 to 2831 and encodes 921 amino acids. Lineage: Eukaryota; Viridiplantae; Streptophyta; Magnoliopsida; Lamiales; Lamiaceae.
UUGUGCUUUAAUUGCUGGCAAAUUUGUAUGAGUAAAAAGUGAACGAUACUAAGCUGUAGGCAUUGAUGGUGGUUUCUUUAAUCAAUACAAGACUUUGUGGAGAGCCUCAACCACUCAUUUUAUCAAUUGCACCUUCAAAAUCCUUAUCCUCCCAUCGCCUACCGCCGUUGCCAAUUUCUUCACCUUCUACCACCACCACCACCACCACCACCACCACCACCACCACAAACUCAUAUUUCAAUCAAGUUAUGGCUGCUUAUGGUGCAGCGGCUUCUCUCAAGAAUACGAUUCAGCGUAUUCUACAAUCGUCUCGCAUUUCUCUCGUUUCUCACUCUCCACAAAUCUUGCAACCUGCCUACGACCAGAUGUGUCGAUUGCAGAAACUUCUGCGAUUAUUGGACAAGACCAGCUGCAGCAAGAUCAGGACGAAGGUGAAUGCUGCGGAUGAACUCAUAAAAGAGGCAGUUUGGGAAUUCGAAGAUUUACUCGAAUCCCAUCUCUUGCCUCAGAUUCUUCCACAACUCGAAAGAGAGAGAAACGACUUGUCAUUCUCUGUAGAUCUGCAGAGUCUGCAACACCAUGUUGAUUGCUUCGUUGAGAUGGUGAAGAUGAUGGAGGAAGAGUACAUCAUUGAAAUGGAGAAUAUGGCUGAAGAAGAAGGCGAGCCUAUUUCCUCAAGAAUCGAUUUUGGUGGAAUCAACUCAAAGAUGGUUGGAUUAUCUGAUGAAUUUGAAAAGGCGAGAGAUUAUCUUCUUGAAGGUAAUAACGAUAACAACUAUUCGAUUGUUGGGAUGGCGGGUGUUGGAAAGACAACUCUUGCUAAACAUAUUUUUGAAGAUUCAUCAAUUCGGAGCCAUUUUGAGUUACGAGCAUGGGUCAAAGUGGGCAGAAAAUGCGAGUUCAAUGAACUAUUACGAUGCAUUCUAGCUCAAGUGGUUGCCCAAAGAGAUGAUGACGAUGAGGCAGAAUUAGUUGGAAUCUUGAAAGAAAGAUUGAGCGGCAAGAAUUGUCUCAUCGUGUUGGAUGAUGUUUGGGAGAAACAAGCAAUAAAUAGCCUGACAAGUUGCUUGCAAGAAAAUAAUAUUGUUGGAAGCAUUCGAUUCUUGGUGACAAGUAGACAACUAGGAUUCACGCGGGUGUUCCAAAGAGUGCGCUUGUUGAAUCUAAAAGAAAGUAAGAAAUUACUUGGUGAGAAAGUGUUUGGUGAAGAGGGUUUCCCUCUUCAACUUGAGGAACUUGGAGAGAAGAUUGCGAAGAAAUGUGAAGGUCUUCCUCUUAUGAUAGUCACGGUUGCAGAGCUCCUAUCAAAAGCCGACAAGACCCCAGAAUACUGGACUGAGGUACUCAAACAACAUAGUUCAGUCUUCGUGGAAGCAUAUAAUCAAAUAUCAGAGGUACUUUUUCCAAGUUAUGACUACUUACCCCAACAAUUUAAAAUGUUUUUUCUCUAUAUGGGAACAUUCUGUCGAUCUACUGCUAUGUUCAAUCCAGUCAUUCUCGAAAAUCUGUUGAGUGCUGAGGGGUUUCUUGAACGUAUUGGAGAAGAAAGUUUUGAAGAUUAUUUUAGGGAAUGCUUGAGACGUCUCUGUUUUUGGUAUCAUCUUGUUCUCAACAAAACAAAUAUUUUGUCAAUGUCUGAACAUUGUCGCGUGCAUUCUUGCUGGCAACACUUGUGUAAGGUAGAAGGCAGUAGGAUCAAGUUUAUGCAUGUCUUACAAAGUUGUGAUGAUGCUAUAAAAGACCAGCGUCGAUUGUGUGCGCAUUGGAAUACUUUAUUUUGCUUGAAACAAGUGUAUAAUUCGAUAAAAAGUGAUUGUGCAUCCACUACCCGUUCUCUCCUUUGUUGUGGUCCUUGUCACCCAUAUCCAGUGCCAAUACAUGCCAUGGGUUUCAAGUUGCUCAGUGUACUUGAUGCUGUUCGUGUCCGAUUUUACCAUUUCCCAAUUGCAAUUUUGAAACUAGUUUAUCUGCAGUACCUUGCCCUAUGUUGCAACGGGGAGUUCCCUCCUGCCAUAUCCAACCUUUUUCACCUGAAAUUCUUGAUUAUUGAACCUCAUAUGAGCAUUAAAAAGUGUGGAGUUCAGUCAUAUAUGCCUGUGCAAAUUUGGGACAUGCAAGAACUAGAGUCUCUUACGAUACCGGGAAGGGACCUACCAACUCCUAAUACUAAUGAUGCUACCUUGAACAAACUGCUCAUUCUUGCUGGUGUGAGUGCAAACAGUUGUAGAAGGGAAGUUCUCGAAAGAAUUCCUAAUUUAAAGAGAUUAGUGAUUUAUGUGGAGUUGAAGCCUUAUGAUGAUGAUGAUGAAACCAACCCAUUGAGCGGCUUGAGUUAUAUAUCACAACUCCAGAAUUUGAUCGUACUUGGUUAUGUGAUCCUGAAUCCCGAGAUAAAACAUGUGUUUAAUACGAUUCAUCUUUCAAUGUUUCCAUCAACUCUUACAACUUUACAUUUGGGUGGGUUGGGGUAUCCUUGGAAGUACAUGAAUGACAUUGGUUUGGUGCUGCCGAAUCUCAUGAACCUCAGGUUACAAUGUUAUGCCUUUCGAGGCCCGGAGUGGGAAAUAGAAUCAGGGAGUUUCUUGAAACUUAGAGAACUUCGAAUCGAGGACACCGAUUUGGUGCAAUGGAGACCUCAACGUGGAAGCUUCCCAGAGCUUGAUGUUGUAAUCCUGAAGCAUUGCUACAAAUUACAGCAACUCAAUUGGUCGUUUGAUCAUUCUCAGAUCAAACGUAUUGGAUUAGUUGACUGCAAUCCUUUAGCUGUCGCUUGUGCCAAUCAAUUAAAAGACAAGUUUUCAUUUGAACUUGUCGUGGAAUCUUGUUUUUGAGCUCAAGUCACUCUCCAACUUGCCAUACAGGUCAAUGAGAGAGACGAAGGAGCCGCGUUAUCCCGGAUAUUGUAUUGCCACGUCGUCGUGUGAAUUUAAGGAUUGUGACUUGUAUUGGAUUGUGCUAUAAAUUUUUGUAUGUUGGAUUUGUGGAAAACAUUAGUCCCUUGUUCAAUUCAAGGAUUGUAAUCUUUCUGUGUUAUGCAUGAUUUUCACUUUGUUUUGAUAUUAGCUUUGUAUUUCAAUGGAAGCUCAUCAAUAUGAAUUGCUGAGAGAAGAUUUGUUGUGAUGAAAUCCCUGAUGAGCUUAUUUCCAUUAAUACUCUGUUAUUUUUGAGAACUCAUGUUGCUGUUGUCUUCUUUCUAUUA